AUGGAGCCUGACAAUCCCAAUGGGUACAAGCGGAGCUCGAUGCACCAGGCCUUCUAUAGCCGCCCCGUGGAACGACGUCCCAGCAAGAAAUCAUCCUCCCGGGAUCGCCAUGGCAUGGUAUAUCCAGACAAUUUCCGUGACACGAGUAUUCGCACUGUGACCCCGGAGUCUCACUCCCCCUUGUCCGAUGCGGAGUAUCUCACUGGCAACAGUGCGAGCGCGCCGUCACCACGGACCACCAUGCGAUCGCGGACAGUAGAGCGAAACGAGGAAGAAACGCUCACAGAAGCUAGGGGCCAGCGCACACGAUCACGAACGACGAAUCUAGAGGAACAACGGGGGGACAUGGCGCCGAACACUUUCAAGGCACGAACGCGGAUCGGAUCGGUCAAUGCGGCCAGCUCGUCUCAGCCCAAGAUGGUGGAUACCAAGGUCGCUGAGGAAUCCGCAAGUUCAAUCGGUUUCCCUUCAAUACACUCGCCUAAUUACGUUGGUCAGGCCGUCACACGUCAACGAAUCAGCAGAUCCCAGGGAGCCGGCUUGACAAGCCCUGUCGCACACAACCAAGCCGCCUUCGCCUCUCCCCUUUCGAAUACUGAUUCCGCCAAGAUUCUACAGUUGAUGAAAACGACUUGUGGCCGAAUGCACGGAAUCCUUUCCUUUCGAACAGCGACAAAUAACUCAUGGUCGUCAAGCACUUGGACAUCGGGCUAUUGUGCCAUCAAUGUUGCCACGGGUAGUCUGAUAUAUCAAGCAAAGGGCGAGCCAGCGCUAGCAAAAACAUUGAUCCCUGAUUUACGUGGGUGUCGCGUUCGCACGUUGUUCGACGCAGAGUUGCAAACUACUUACUUGAGCGUCAACACAUUUACCUCCGGUCUCGGCAUUCAACUACGACCUCACGUGAACGAGACCUUCGACUCUUGGUUGGCGGCCCUGCUUUGCUGGCAGCCCAUCCGCCCAAAGGGCGUUCAAAAUAAAAUGACCAAACCUCAGGCCGUCGUCAUCGGCGAUCGCCGUAUUCCCGAGCGUCGACGAAACUCGGAGAGUGCUGCACAGAAAGAUGCAGCCAUCAUUAAGGUUGGAAAGAUGCUUCUGUGGGAUAAGCCCUCCGCAUCUGGAGCGCGUCCUGCGUCAGUCCGUCGAGUAUCUACAUAUCGGCAAUCCAGGGCCUUGAACUCUUCAUGGCAGCGGGUAAGCUGUACAUUGCAGGAGAACGGUUUCUUCAAGCUUUAUACCGAGUCGGAUGUCACACUCGUGGCAACAGUCCAGCUCUCUCAACUCUCGAGGUGUGCCAUUCAGCAAUUGGACUCAUCGGUAUUGGAUGAUGAGUUUUGCAUCGCGAUUUACCCGCAAUAUACGGCACACCCAGUCCCCGACCCUGGAAUCCGCCCCAUAUAUCUUGCUCUCGAAAGCCGCGUCAUUUUUGAGGUAUGGUUUGUGCUGUUACGUGCAUUUACCAUUCCAGAGCUUUACGGCCCCGAGGCUCUCGAUGAUGAAGAAGACCGGAACAAGACGCCAGAGGCUCAGUCUCCUGCACACCACACCCACGACAUGUUCCGAAUUGAGCGUAUCUUGAACCUCCGAAUCACCGAGGCGAAGCUUUUCCGAGUCAAGGAAGAAGAGACUCCUCGCAGCCGAAAGAUGUCCAGAUCGCAUGGGCACUCCGCCCCAUCGCCACCCAAAGCCAGCGAUUACUACACAGAGGUCCUCUUAGAUGGAGAAAUUCGCGCCAAGACGGCUGUCAAAUACCGUACUACGAACCCGUUCUGGCGCGAGGACUUCACUUUCAACGACUUGCCGCCUGUCCUCUCUCAAGCCUCUAUCCUAGUCAAAACUCUCAAUCCGACGCAAAGAGAUUGGACGCUCAUCGCGCAUGGAACGUACUCUAACCAAGAUGUCAAUGCAGCCAAUAUGCUGGACGAAAUCGAAAUUUCAACCAAGGACGCGAUCUUUGGGCGAGUUGACUUGCGCCUUGAAGAAUUAGACCCUGGCGUUGACACAGAAAAGUGGUGGCCCAUUCUGGAUGACCAGGAUCAGGCCGUGGGAGAGAUGUUCAUGAAAGCCCGAAUGGAAGAGACGGUCGUCUUGAUGUCCGAAGAAUAUGCGCAGAUGCACGACCUACUCCACGCCUUCACUAACGGUCUGACAAUCAACAUGGCUCGGGUCAUGUCAUCCGAAUUGACUCAAUUGGCCGAAAUGCUCUUGAACAUCUUCCAGGUCUCUGGAGCAACAGUAGAUUGGAUAUCUGCGCUUAUCGAAGACGAAAUCGAUGGCGUCCACAAGGAAUCGACCGCCAAUCGUCUGCGCUACACGACGAGAAUCCACUCCAAUGACUCUCGCGAGUCUGGCCAGGACCGUGAAAUCCUUGUCAGAGAUAUGGGACGGACAGCUACCGUUGAAGCCAACUUGCUAUUCCGUGGGAAUUCACUACUCACCAAGGCCCUCGAUCUGCACAUGCGUCGACUUGGCAAGGAAUAUCUGGAAGACACUAUUGGAGAACGAAUCCGGGAAAUCGAUGAAAGUGAUCCAGAGUGCGAGGUAGAUCCGGCUCGUGUGCCACGUACGGAAGAUCUGGAUCGUAACUGGCGCAACCUGAUCUCGCUUACUACGGGUGUCUGGAAGUCGAUUGCCAUGUCCGUUGGUCGGUGUCCCCCCGAGCUUCGUCGUAUUUUCCGGCACGUCAGAGCUUGCGCAGAGGAUCGUUACGGCGAUUUCCUCCGCUCCGUGACUUAUAGCAGUGUUUCUGGUUUCUUGUUCCUGCGGUUCUUUUGUCCGGCUAUCCUGAACCCCAAGCUAUUUGGACUUUUGAAAGACCACCCUCGUCCUCGGGCUCAACGCACUUUGACGCUUAUUGCCAAGGCUCUUCAAGGACUGGCCAACAUGACAACAUUCGGCAACAAAGAACCGUGGAUGGAACCGAUGAACAAAUUUUUAGUGGGCAACCGCGCCGAUUUCAAGGCAUUCGUCGACCAAAUUUGCAACAUUUCGGCGGAGCGUCCAGCUGCUAUGAUCACGCCCUCUUAUACGACUCCUCUGCAGAUUCUCGGGCGCUUACCGGCUACCUCCCGCGAGGGUUUCCCGAGUCUUCCGUUCCUGAUCGAUAUUGCUCGAUGCUUCGCAAACUUAAUCCGUAUAUGGUUAGAGGUGGUUUCAGAGCGACUAUCCGAGCUUGAGGAAGUAGAUCCCUUCCUGGCCAGAUUUCAUCAAUUGGCUUUGCAACUGCAGGAGCGCACCGAGGAUUGCCUCGAUGAGGCCGAGCAGGCGGAGCGACCGAGUGGGAAUCUUGAGGUGAAGUGGGAGGAAUUGGUGGACUCGAUGGAGCGAGCAGUCACCUUCUAUGAUGAGGGUUCGAGUAAACCUACCACUCCAGCUGCAGAACUACCCCUCUCAAAGAGCAAUCUGCCAGUCUCCUCCUCCUCGGCAUCAAACACCCCCGGUCACCGCGGCUCAGUUGGCUACUUCGCCACUCGCCCUGCUAUGCCCCGUCGAUCAACCGACAAUGCGCCCGAAGCGGACGACACGCCACCCAGCUCAUCGUCGGCUACUUGGGACCAGUCUCGCGUACCAUUCAGCAUUCCUCGGUGGUCCGAUCCUCGCGAUAGCACUGGCAGUUCCAAAAACUCUUCUACCUACUCUCUCGAAUCCUCAGAGAAUGCCAAGGCCCGCCGGUCCAGUGUCACCAAAGAAUCUUCGAGCAAAUACCGCUUCUUCGACUUUGUCCCCGCGCCGUCACGUCGCAAGAAGGACCGAGACCAGUCUCAGCAUCACUCGCACGAGGAUCUCCGGAACGAGUUCUAG
Molecule: messenger RNA, 3798 nt
Organism: Penicillium daleae
Lineage: Eukaryota; Fungi; Ascomycota; Eurotiomycetes; Eurotiales; Aspergillaceae
Product: GTPase-activating protein BUD2
Exons: 2
Coding region: 1-3798 (1265 amino acids)
Biological process (GO): regulation of GTPase activity
Source: RefSeq, a predicted model, not a curated record